CAGAGAGGGCAGGAGACGACGUCGGGGAGGGCAAGGAGCGGAGGAAAUCCAGUGCUACACAUUACCUUUCGUAAAAGUUUCCCCGAGGAAUCCAACUUCGGUAUAUAUCGCUAAUAUCAACGAGACAACGAAAUAUGUAAAAGAAAAAUCGAACAAAAUCGAAGAAUUACUCUGGGACAAUUGAUCAUGAUGGAUGGAUAGUUUUCCAACGCGGAAUUUCCCGUGGUGCGACUUUCCUAUGGCUAUUUCUCAUUAGGGGGGACCACUGAAUGAAGAAAUAAUGCUUCCUGUUGUCUCUUAUGUGGAUAGUUGUUGUGUUUAACAACGCUAUUUUUGGAAGCGUUGAAGCGUUUAUCGAAUAUGAGCCUAUUUAUAGGGGACUGGAAUACGUUUGUCAGGUAGUAGCUGUUGCAACCGGGUAGGAAUCUCUCUUCUCCCCGAAGAGUGGAUGUAUGUGAGAUGAUAAUUCCACAUUAGGACUAAAGUUGCCAAAAAGCAGAGACAUUUAGACACACCGCACUACGGGAUGUAUCUGUGAGUUGACCCGAUAUAUAACGGCAACUGUUUCGGCCGUACUCGUACAGAGGGGGGUCGUUAAUGGAGCUUCAUAGUGGGACCCGCUAGGAUGGACGUGGUUGAUGAAACCGAAGCGUUACAGAGAUUUUUUGAAGGUCAUGAUAUUACCAGCUCCUUGGAGCCAGCGAACAUUGACACCAGUAUUCUGGAGGACUACAUCAGUAAGGAGGACGACAGCACUGACAUCUGUUUUUCUGAGGUCCAUAGCGGUGCCCCAGGGCCUAACUCUUACUCAUCACCCCAAGCCGGCGUUUCCUCUUCUGGGGGUGGUUUGCAGUGUGGCGUGAACCCCCUAUCCCCCUCCGUCAGGGAAACCCCACUCCCACCCCCAGCCCUGCCAAACCCCCUACCCCCCACCCCUGAGCCUGCUGAGACACAACAACUACCCCUGCCUGGGGCAACACAACCACCAGCAGAACCACCAGCAGCAGCAGGACCACAUCAAGCCUGA
Messenger RNA from Oncorhynchus keta (chum salmon), 1027 nucleotides. RefSeq names its product myelin regulatory factor-like. NCBI's taxonomy places the organism in Eukaryota, Metazoa, Chordata, Actinopteri, Salmoniformes, Salmonidae. The record is from RefSeq and is a predicted model, not a curated record. The transcript has 3 exons. The coding region runs from base 626 to 1027 and encodes 133 amino acids.